ACAACUUGAUCAUCCGCGCGUCGAUUGGAGGCGCCGUGAUUGUCGCAGACGCCGUGACUGUGGAAGCCCUCCCGCUCUUGCCCUCGACCUAGUCCUCGACGCCUUGCCCCCGCUUCGCUCCUCGACACGGACCUCAUGGGCGGGACAGCCGGUCCACGCAAGGGUGUCUGGGAACCCCUCCCACUCAUUAUUUACGGCUACGCAGUCCAUCCUCUAUCUCCGGUGAACCGCAGGGACACGAAGCUCUCCAGCCGCACGCACAUCUCGACAUUUACGGACGCCUCUGGAGAUGAACACCUCGUCCACAGGGACGUGGUAUCACUGGAGGUAGGGGACAACGUGUACGCGUUCGAAAAGUACACCCCGAGGGAUAAGGAAGUCGAAGGCGUAUGGUAUCGAGGAUAUGUCGUAUGCACCUCACGGCGCCCCCAAGUGAACUGGUCGCUGUCCUCAGACGCAUCUACCUCCAAUGCCAAACCCACAGCUCGCGCCGACGAGCUGCAGCAAGUCUUCAUAGGCAUAUUCCCUGCGUCCCACAUUUUCGUGCGCGACGAAGUGUCAGACGCCGAGGGCCGCCUUACGGAACUCUUCAAUGCGCUCAACAGUGGAGGGGCAGAUGGACGGACUUCAGAGGAGGUCUUCGCGAGCUGGAACAAGUCUAUGCGAGAGAUGGAUCCCCCGCGAGAGGAGGACGAGGAUAACGACGCAGCCACGCGGAAAUCCUUCAAGCUGACCCCACCCCCGGACCAGGCACCGUCAACAAGAGCUCGCCUGCCGGUAUACCCAGCGAGUAUCCGCUCCGCGUCGCCCACCGAAUCGCAGUUCAACAAGCCCCUCCCCCCACGUCCUACGCUCACGUCCGGCGAUGACACACUCUCCGGGGCUGCACAGCCUAUCAUCGACGAAAUAGCAUCUGCCCUCCGCGAAUGGCACGCGCUCAUGUUCCAGUACCUUGCUCAACGCGAUUACCGCCUCUUCCACAUUGUACGCGAGUACAUCGAGGUUCUACACCUUGGUAGGCGGCAACUGCUAUCACAAACGCUCAGCUCCGAGGAGACCGUCAAUCUGCGACGAGAAUGCGUCGCCCGGUUGGUCUCCGGCAAUCUCCUGCAGGGUCUCGACGUGAUCGUUCGUCAUCCAACGUGGGGAGGUUUGGUGAACGUAGACGUCGAGGGUGAGAUUGACCCGCGUAGCUGGAUGAGCGCGGUGCGUAUGUAUGCUCUGCAGGCGGCGUUGGCCCACAUGGACGUCUCCCCUCCUCCUAACCAUCCGUACAAGAUUCCCCAUUACGGCGGUUCGAUCGACUACACAGCCGCGCCGACACCAGUCCCGCUCUCCGCAUCCGUUCACUCCGCAUUCCCAGACUUGCCACGACCUCGCGGCCAUUCCCGUCUCAUCGGAUCCCUUUCACCUUCUGCUCCCACUCCUCAAAGGGCGAAGUUUUACCAUGUCUUCUUCGACCUGCGCGCGUUUGUCGCGUCCCCAUGCGCUCCCGGCGAGACAGCAGAGCUCUACUUCUCGCUAUUCAACAAGGCAGAUGGCCGCUUCGUCUCCGAGGAUUUCUGUGCCGUCCUCAACCAUAACGGCGUACUCGCACGAGAUCCAUCUGCGCGGAUUCGUACGUUAUUCACAGAUCUCGUGCAGGCAGACGCCCAGGACCCCAUAUACCUUGUCUGCAAGAUUGUGCGCAACGGGUCGCUCAAGAUGGGUAACAACAUGGGACCAAUUUCCGAGUUUUCGGGAGCGCCGACCAUAGGGUCGAGCAACUACGCCAGCUCAGCGCUCUCGAGCGAAUCCUUCUCGCGCAACAGCUCCUCGUACGCGUCGCAACAGUUCCGCAGGCCCUUUGGGUGUGCCGUCCUGGAGCUCACACAGCUGAGCGCGAUGGCCGCCGAACAAGCGGAAGUCUCGUCAACCAGAGAGCACACGAUGCCGAUCUACGUGCCGACAAACGAGACGACGUUCUCCUGGCUCCACCAGGACAUCCUGAAUCACAAUGUCCGGGAGUAUGAGAAGUCUCCGAGGGCUGAAAUGCUGGCCGUCUCCAUCAAGAUUUUCUAUGGCGACGCAGAGACCAUCGUCCGCGAAAACUCCUCGUUGCUCCAGGACACCCCACUGAGCCUCCGCCUCGGGUUCCCUGAUGUUGUCUUCCCUGGCGACGUCCGGAACGAGCUGUACAUCAAGCUGUGGAGCGGAGACUUCUCCGGGUCUCAGAGCACGAACACGCGCCGCAAUGUCGCGAACUUCGCGCGCGGUCAAGUCGGCUCGCUCACUGGGAACGUUCAGGUGACGAUGGAGGUCAGGGACCAGGACGGCCGGACGAUCGACCGGGUCAUCACGCAGUGCAGCGGCGAACCCGAGGUGUCGCAAUUCCACUCGAUGGUGUUCCAGCGGACGACGCAGCCGCAGUACUGCGAGCUCGUGAAGAUCAGGCUGCCGAUGCAGGGCGCGCAGCAGUGGCAUUUGUUCUUCACGUUUCGCCAGCGCAGUUCGCGGGAGCGCAACCGGGGCGUUGAUUCUUCGGAGCGGCCGUUCGCGUUUGGGUAUCUCCCGCUCUUCCCCGACGGGCGCGCGUUCCUCGAGGAUGGGAGCCACACUCUGGUGCUCUACCGGGCGGACCGCAUCGGCCAAGUCUCAUCGGAGAUGUAUUUGAGUGCGGCUUCUUGGCAGCCUGCGAAUCAGCGGCCUGAACAGGUCUACGUACCCACCGAGCUACAGAAAGUGGCCCCUCCACUGCGUGAUAGCUUCGUCGUCCGGUCGUCGCUAUGCUCUACGAAGUUCACGCAAAAUUCUGUCCUGCUCAGUCUACUCAACUGGGAGCAGGUGACUGACAAGGAGCUGCUCUCGACCAUCCUCAGCAAGUUCACCUUUGUCGGCGAAGUGGAAAUCGUCAAGUUCCUCCGCGACAUCUUCGAUUCCCUCUUUGCGAUCCUCGUGUCGUCGAAUAACCAGUCAGGCGAGAUGGAUCACCUUGUGUUCAACGCGUUGGUCACUGUUCUGGGCAUCGUUCAGGAUCGCCGCUUCAGCAACUUCCAACCGGUGCUAGAUGUGUACAUCGACAGGCACUUCAACUGCGCGUCGGCGGCCUCGCACAUGAUCCACUCUAUGAACCGACUCUUGCAGGACCCCACCGCGACCGACACCGCUUCGUCGCUACGCGCCGCGCUGAAAGUCUGGCACUACAUCUUCAAGUUCAUCGCCAGGUCGCGGGAGCUACAGAAGGCGAAGGAGCUCGCCGUUGGCGGUGGCGCCACCGCAGACCAUCUCGAGGCGACUUUCAAGCGCGAGCUACGUGCCCACCUCUCGGAGGUCAACCGCAUGAUGUCUACAACCUCUCCUCCGUCUAUCAUCGGUACACAGACCAUCGCGCUGCAGCACUUCACGUCGAUCCUCCCGGAGCUGAGCAAGGUUUUCACAAUCGCGGAGCUCGUGCCCAUCGCCACCACCUUUGCGAACGCGAUCGCGUCGACCAAGGGCAAGAUCGUCAUCUGGAAGCUCAUCAUGUAUCUGCAAAUCGUGAAGGGCUUCCUGUUCGACAACGCGCAGUCCCGCUCGUUGCUGGUCGAGGCCGUGGUCAUCUGGAUCAAGCCUCAGUUUGGCCGCUUUGACGAGUAUACGCAGACGCAGGCUGGUGAUACGGAGUCUACGAAGGACGCAGCGCGCGUCACUUGGCUGGAGAGCGUCCGUCUCUCGGUCACUGUAGUGGCUAUCAUGCUCGACAAGCUGCAGCAGUGUCUGGUCUAUCCUGCAAUUGCCUCUGAUCGCAACGCGCUUAGGCAAGAGCAGUACAAUAUCGAGUAUCUGCUGUCUCUUUUGCCCAGGCUCUUGGACUCGUAUCAGGAAUACCAGAACCCCGUCUCGCUGCGAGCAGUAGAGCGGAACCGUUCAUCCACACCGAUCACCAACAACUUCCCCGUAACCUUCCCCGAGUCAUAUCCAUUCUCUCUCGCCACGCAGCUUCCGAAGACUGGCGGCAUGUCGUCUGGCUCUCUCGAUGUGAAACCCGAAUUCAGCCCUGGCUUAGGCGAGGUCGCCAUCGUCGUCUUGGUCAUGAUCUUGUCUUCCCCCAAGAAACACCUCAUCAACUUCUUGGAGUCUAUCUUGGAGAUCGAGGGGCGAGACCGUCUUGCUGCACUCCUCUCGCAGUACUUCAGCGUCGCGGGGUCCAUCCUGGACAACGAGGCGUUCUCGAAGAACUGGCUGAACGUGAACAUUCUCGCACACCGUGUCCUGCUGAAGAUGAUUGAUCCUGUGGCGACGAUGUUCGAGCGGGAAUUCGUGCCGGACGAAUCGUCGGGUCAGCCGUUUGACACCAAACUCUGGCGGGACUGCUUCUGCGUCCUGCUCAAGCUAUUGUCCUCGGAGCAUCUCGUCAUCGAGGAGUUCAGUCCUCAGAAACGGCGAGCAGUGUGGCGACUUGCAGGGGAUAUCAGGGGUGAAGGUGCCACGCUUCUGCUUCGCCUGUGGAGUGCGUUGGGUUGGCCGGAUGAGACAGCAACCGAAGAGAUCGCAUUGGCGAGGUACUCUAACUACCAAGCGGCGCUCAAUCCGCUUGUUGGACACAUCGUCAACUUGUGCCUCAGUCACCAUGACCAGUUGCGGGAGAACGCCGUGCAAAUCCUGUACUGCAUGAUCAUCUCAGAGUACCACACCUCCCAGACGUUCGAGCAUAUCGAAAACGAGCUCGUCAGCAAGUUGGACGUGCUGUUCAUGUCCGACAGCAAAGGCGACGACAUCUCGCGGACCUUCUUCAUCAGCCACCUACGACACCUGUUCGACUCGUCAGACGUAGACGAGGAGCUGCGGAACCGUGUAACGAGCUUCCUGGAAUCUGUCAACGUCUUCCUCCAGCUUCUGCUGAGCGUGCGCGCUCUGCCGGAGGGCGAGGAGUUUGCGGAUGAUCGCGUCAUGGCAACGCUGCGUUUGAUGAACUUCAUAAGGCGGAUUGGACGAGACGAGAUUUACAUCAAAUACGUCCACCAGCUAGUCAACAUGCACCUUCAAUCUCAGAACUACGUAGAAGCGGCGUUGACACUGAAACUACACGCCGAUCUCUACGAAUGGGAUUUGAAUUCCUUCUUGCCGCCCAUGGAGGAUCUAGGAUUGCCGCAACAGUCACAGUUCCAUCGAAAAGAGACGCUGUGUCUGCUGAUACUCGACUAUCUAGGGAAGGGGAAGGCAUGGGAAACCGCGUAUCAGAUCUGCAAGGAUCUCGAGAACAAGCACGCCGAAGUCACGUUCAAUUACACACGUCUCGCCGAGAUCCUGCGGCACCGUGCAGCCCUGCUCGAGCAUAUCAUCACCGACCAGCGAUACUACUCUGACUACUUCCGCGUCGCCUUCUACGGCACCUUCCCCGAUGCUAUUCGGAACAAGCAAUUCAUCUACCGCGGCUACGAAUGGGAGAAGUUCGGUGCGUUCUGCGAACGGAUGCUCAACAAGCAUCCGGGUGCGCAACUCCUCAAGACGAUGGGCGAUCCCCCUGUGGAUAUUCGCUUCGGCAACGAUCAGUAUAUCCAGUGCACCGCUGUUACCCCGGAACCCCGCCGCGACAUACCCAUCUUCACCAACCCCGACGUACCCCCUCAAGUUCGGGCGUACUACGAACACAGCGACAUCAACCUUUUCAGCUAUUCCCGACCGAUAUCCAAGAUGGCACCCGACGGCACGGAGGAGGUUUGGGUCGAAAAGACUUACCUCACAACCGAACAGUACUUCCCGACCGUCCUUCGUCGAUCGGAAGUUGUUCACGUCCAAGUUCACUCUAUUUCCCCUGUCGAGACGGCGCUGCUCGAAGUCGAGCAGCGUACACGCGAGUUGGCCGGUCUCAACCAGAAGUACUCGUCAUUGGCUAAGACGGCCCAGCAUGUCUCGACAAACGUCCUUGCUAUGAGCCUGAACGCUGCCGUGGACGCCCCGCUCAACAGUGGAGUAGGCGCCUUCCGACAGGUCUUCCUCUCCCCCGACUAUGCAGACAGGUUCCAAGAUCGGGCUGAACAGGUCGAGAAACUGCGUGUUGCGAUCGAUGAGCAGGUUCGCAUGAUUGACAGCUGUCUCAAGCUGCACGGGCAGCUCUGUCCUCCGGAGAUGCUGGCGUUCCAUGCCACUCUGGAGAAGUUCUUCCGCAAGAACUUCGCAGAGGAGAUUCAGCGUCUAUCCGUCGACUACUCACCAGAGCCUCGCGCCCUGGAUGCGAUCCCCACUUCGGCUCGCCUGCCUCCCACUGCGGCGAUGCCGUCGCCCAACUACGCGAAUCUCCGCCAGCCGCUCGCUGUCGGGCCCAUCCACGUCGGUGGGGUCACCCCAUCGACGUCCACCUCGCCCCUAUCGCCGCGCUCACAGGAGAACGGUGCAUACAGCGACGCGCCGUGGAUGAAACAGACGCCGCUCCAGCGCCACCUCGCGCAUCUCGCGCGGCACGGCUUCAACGGCGUGUCGUCCGGGCCUGGCGACAACGGCGCGAGCGACUCCUUCUCGGAGGAGUCCCCGCGCAACUCCGUCGUCACGGUCAGCAACGGCGCGCCCGCGCCCGUGCUGUCCGGCGCGGCGUCCAUGACGGCGUCCACGCUCGGGAGCAUGGGGUCCAUCAAGGGGCGCUUCUCAAAAUUCGGCAGCCUCAGCUUCGGGCGGCGGGAGGGGUGAUCGUGCGCCAGUGGGGCGCGCCGCGCUGCGCUUCUGCUGCGUGGUCCGAUCGGUCCGGGGACGGGGAUGGAGACGGUCUUCUUGCAAUUGGAUUGAUUCCCCUGCGCGCGCGCGAUCUAUCGUAUACCAUCGUUUGCUUUCUUUGUCGACCGUCUGCCCGCUGCUGCAUGUAUCUGGAUCUUUGUUGUCUAAUGUUGUACAGUGUAGCUAUUCGCGCAUAAUAUCAUUGCUUCUAUAUACAGC
Molecule: messenger RNA, 6885 nt
Organism: Trametes versicolor FP-101664 SS1
Lineage: Eukaryota; Fungi; Basidiomycota; Agaricomycetes; Polyporales; Polyporaceae
Product: cytoplasmic protein
Exons: 14
Coding region: 136-6642 (2168 amino acids)
Biological process (GO): small GTPase-mediated signal transduction
Cellular component (GO): plasma membrane; cytoplasm
Molecular function (GO): small GTPase binding; guanyl-nucleotide exchange factor activity
Source: RefSeq, a predicted model, not a curated record